UAGCUUCUCUCCGGAUCUUAGACUCUAGACAGGAUGUCAGGAUCUCUCCGGGUUUCCGCCUUCAGCACUUCUCGGGGGACCGCUAACCCGAUUAGUUAGCGGAUUACCUGAAAUACGUAUUCUUUAAUGGAACGCGUAUUUUCUUAGUUAGUUAUCGGUUCCACUCUUCUUCCCCAACUCGCUCCUGUCUCCGCGCGCGCCGCCAUGGAUGCAUACUACCUCGUCCGCCUCCAUCUCCCUCCACCACUCCAGCUUCCACCCACCCUGCCUCUACCUCGAGGCCGCCAUGACCGCCGCGUCGGUGGCGCCGUCGCGUGCCGCGCCACCGCCGGCCCAGUGGGCAGCCAAGAGCGGCCGUGGGAGUCCUACGACCGCGGCAUUCAGCACCACGCAGGCUCCGACCUCGCCUCCUCCCUCCGCCUGCUCGCCGACAUGCAGGCCGCCGGGCUGCGCCCCAGCGGCGCGGCGUACGCGCGCCUCAUCCGGGCGCUCGCCCGCGCCGGCCGGACGCUCGAGGCCGAGGCGCUCCUCCUCGAGAUGCGCCGCCUCGGGCUCCGCCCGGACGCCGCGCACUACAACGCCCUCCUCGAGGGGCUCCUCUCCACGGCGCACCUCCGCCUCGCCGACCGCCUCCUCCUCCAGAUGGCCGACGACGGCGUCGCGCGGAACCGGCGCACGUACAUGCUGCUGCUGAACGCGUACGCCCGGGCCGGCCGCCUCGAGGACUCGUGGUGGGUUCUCGGCGAGAUGAAGCGCCGGGGUAUUCGGCUUGACACCGCCGGGUACAGCACGCUGGUGCGGCUGUACAGGGACAAUGGCAUGUGGAAGAAGGCCACCGACCUCAUCAUGGAGAUGCAGGAGCUCGGGGUGGAGCUCGAUGUCAAGAUUUACAACGGGUUGAUCGAUACAUUCGGCAAGUAUGGGCAGUUAGCGGAUGCACGCAAGGUGUUCGACAAAAUGUGCGCAGAAGGGGUCAAGCCUGAUAUUACUACAUGGAAUUCUUUGAUUCGGUGGCAUUGUCGUGUGGGGAAUACGAAACGUGCUCUGCGAUUCUUCGCUGCAAUGCAGGAGGAAGGAAUGUAUCCGGAUCCUAAAAUCUUUGUUACAAUCAUCAGCAGGUUGGGGGAACAGGGGAAGUGGGACGAAAUUAAGAAGCUGUUUCAUGGCAUGAGGAAUCGAGGGCUCAAGGAGAGUGGUGCAGUGUAUGCAGUUUUGGUUGACAUUUAUGGACAAUACGGCCAUUUUCGUGAUGCCCAUGACUGUGUAGCUGCUCUCAAAGCUGAGAAUCUGCAGCUUUCACCUAGCAUCUUUUGUGUCUUGGCCAAUGCAUAUGCUCAACAGGGUUUGUGUGAACAAACUGUAAAUGUUCUUCAAUUGAUGGAGGCAGAAGGAAUUGAGCCAAAUCUUGUUAUGCUGAAUUUGCUAAUAAAUGCUUUUGGUACUGCUGGAAGGCAUUUGGAGGCACUUGCUGUACUCCAGCAUAUCAAGGAUAGCGGUAUGAGCCCAGAUGUUGUGACUUACACAACACUUAUGAAGGCUUUCAUGAGAGCAAAGAAAUUUGAAAAGGUGUCAGAAGUAUAUAAGGAGAUGGAGGGUGCUGGUUGUACUCCUGAUAGAAAAGCUAGAGAAAUGCUGAAUGACGCCUCUAUUGUACUGGAACAAAGGGGAAUGUUACAUUUGUAGCCACCCUUUUGAAUUCCAGGGAUGGAUGCUUUGGCGGGUUAUCGAAAUUGGAAUACCUACAAUUCUGAAGUGGCUCAAGCUUCAAUUUCUAUAACUUGAAGAAUACCAUAUCCCUUUUUUGCUUGCCAUGCUGAAUGUCUGAAACAGAUACGAUAUAUAGUAAACACAGAGUGUGCCAAAAAAGACAGAAAGCAACAUUAUUUAGAAAGAGAAGGUUAGGCUCCUUUCAAGAAAAAGAGAGAGAGAAAGUUAGGUCACAACUUUAUGGAACAUAUCAACGUUUGAAAUCUUGUAUAGUUUAUCCUACAACUGUAAGAUGACCUCUUGCUUUAAACAUUGCAAUAGCUCGGCUCCUCUAUUCGCUUCAGAUUUACCUAUUACUAAAUUUCAUGGGAGAAAACAAUGAGGCAUCAAGCCCUCAAUUUAUCUUAAGCAUAGAAAUAAGGUUCUCAUAUUUCCAUGUCUAUCUCUAUUUCUAGUUAGAAAUCCAUCUUACUUGGUUCCUCCUCAACAUAUGAUUGUUGAUACUCUUGCACUCUUUCACAGAGGAAGAAUAUCGAACUACAUUCAGGGUUCACAAAGGAAUCCACAGGGUGCAAUUUGUGGGAUAUUCAACGAAUCAAGACUCCAGAGAGGCCCUCUGUGUUAUUCUACCAUUGGAUCACCUGCUGUUGACAAAUGCUGUGUCUGCAAUUGAAGCUUGUUGGACUGACACAAUGGCAGCAAUUCUCUUGAAUUGCUGAACUUUGGAAUUUUGAGGUUGGACAGAACAUUGGAAAUGGUCAUCCGUUGAUGCUUUCAUAAGCCUGGUUCCACAAUGCUGGUACGCACUAAAACAGUCAGGCCCUACUACAUUCAUUUCAGUAUGUAGGAUCAGUCAAACACAAAUGAAUGAAUUAGGACUUCAUUCAUUUUACAUCAUAGGAUCAAUUGGUACACUUGUGUGUUUGUACUUGAGCAUGCAAUUUUUGUAGUUAAGGCAACAAGUAGGUAACACUUACAGGCAUCAUGAUAAGGAGGAAUCAGAAAUGUUCACUUUCUGUUUAUGAUACAUAAUUUUCUACCCCACAUAUUUCCGUAUGUUUCAGAUGAAAAAGAUUAUAUUUGGAGAUAGUGAUAUACACGAAACAUUUAGAAUUUCCUCAUGUUGCUUUCUUGCUGAAUCAUACAUGAGUAGCUUUGCACGAUAAAGUCAUAAGGAGAUGUUGAUAGUAUCAGAUGGUCUGAUAUUGACUUGUGUGUUACAAGAUUCAGUGAAGUAUAAAAUGACAUGUAAAUAUGUAAUCAAUCAUCUUGUGAUAUACUGUAUGACAGGGCAAUUCUUUUGUGAUAAAGUGUUCGUUUUUUC
Messenger RNA from Oryza sativa Japonica Group (Japanese rice), 3031 nucleotides. The record is from RefSeq and is a predicted model, not a curated record. Lineage: Eukaryota; Viridiplantae; Streptophyta; Magnoliopsida; Poales; Poaceae.